ACUACGUACUGUACAUCCAGAGAUACAAAUGUAUGUGCGCGUCUCGCUCUACCUUUAAAAUGAAACUAAUAUUUACUGUGGUUUUUGGAUCAUUUCUGAUUAGUCAAAGCUUAGCUGAUAUUUUAUCAUUUUCGGAGAAGGAGACGGAAAUCAAAGGCCAUGUUCUGGACUUUCCUCUACAACGAGAUGAGCCCCAGUUUAUUGAAUCAUGGGAAAUCUUGCCGGAGAAAAUCGACCCAGAAAAUAAACUGAAAAAUGGUGGAAUAACUGAAAAAAACUUCCAACUCAAACCAGGCAAAAAUUUGCUUGUUAAAUGCGUAGAAGGUGACAAUGAAGUUAAUGCGUUUGUAUACGGCUCAGAAGGUUACUUCAUAGAUAGAUUGAAGCUAAAAAAAAGUAAUAUGGUUUGCGCACAAUUGGUUGAUAACAUUUCUGUAGGCGAGACUUUUAGAGCUGAAAAGUUUAGAUUCAACAUAAUCUACAAGUUUAAUGUGGAGAGUAAACAUUGCAGCUUCAUCUUCAUCAAACCUAAGACAUGUGGUCGGUGUUAUACCAGGGUUUACGAGAUUACCACCACUCUUCACUAUCACCUAUUAAGGAGAUUGAAAGCAAAGUAUACGAACUGCAGGGAUAAUGUGAAUAAAAAUGCAGAUAAUGAAAGUGUGGAGUUAUUAGAAUGGAACUACUAUGAAGUCACAGAAUUUCACCAAUAUGGUGAUCCCGUUGGUGACCCUGUCUUCACCGAUUUCAAAACUGAUCAAAACCUCAAGCUCAAGUGCCAACAAUACAACAAGAUCCCGGCCGAAGUUUCUACAAUAGCAGUAGGAUUUAUAAUGUAUAAAGAAUAUAUAAUCUUGGAAAAGUUAUCCCUUGACACUUGUACGACCGGAGUUGAAGGAAUAUACAUCAACAGAAUGAAAAUAAAGUCUUACCUUGAGAUGGCCGAAGAAUUUAAGCUUGUGUUUAAAAAUAAAGAUGGAAACUGCUUUAAAAUGGACAUUUAUUAUUUUAUUAAUAGUAUUACCGGAGAUGUUUCUAUUCGUCGGUACGCUCCUGGUAGAGUCAAUUGCCUAAAUGAUUGGACUAGUGACGCUGCCUUGGAAGUGGAAGCGCCUUAGUACAAGAUUUACUGUGUUUCUCGGAUAGGCUCAUCUGAUGGAAAAGAUGAAUCAACUAAA
This is a messenger RNA of Macrosteles quadrilineatus (aster leafhopper), 1178 nucleotides long. RefSeq lists its product as uncharacterized. The transcript is spliced from 5 exons. The coding region runs from base 33 to 1118 and encodes 361 amino acids. NCBI's taxonomy places the organism in Eukaryota, Metazoa, Arthropoda, Insecta, Hemiptera, Cicadellidae. The record is from RefSeq and is a predicted model, not a curated record.